AUGGCCAGGAGAUUCGAGGACCACAAAGAACGGUCUCGACUUGACCUUCAGGCUGUGAAAAGUGAAAAUGCACAACUCGACUUUCGUCUGGAGGGUCUGACUGUCCAACACGCCGAUUCGCUUAAUUUAAUCAGCACACACCAGGGGAUGCUGAACACACGUGUGAUCAGGGAAAUAGGUGGAGUGGUGUCCUCCACUUUAGACCACAUCACUCAAAAGUGGACACAACUGGACUUGCAGUACAAGCAAGUGUCCCUUCAGUUGCAGAAUACACGCGAGGAAGUUAUUCUUGUCCAUUCUCAACUGGACACAGCUGCAACCGAAAUUCUGACCCAACGCGACUUGAUUUCGGAACUUGAGAAUGCUUUGGAGACACAGAAACAAUUUUGUGCCAAUCAGAAGGACAAUAUUAAUUCACUGCUUGUAAAUCAUGAGGAAGAGACACUCAGAUUGAGAGAACAGUCUGCCUCACUCCAAUCCAGACUGGAUGACACUCUCCUCAGGUUGGAGACUCGAGAAAACGAGAGUGGAGUGUUGAUGACCCGAUUGGAGGAAAGUAGAGCGGAGAUACAAAAAGUGACAAAUCAAGUCGACCAGCUGAGUCACCAACUCAACAUUACUUCCCAAAAGGUGGAACAGAAAUCUGAAGAGAAUGACAAUUUGCAAAGACUGUUGGGACUUGGAAAAGCAGAGGUGGAGACUGUGUCUUCUCAAUUGCUAUCAAACAAGAAAAAACUACGAAAAUGUCAGAAAGACCUGUCAAGCCAGAAUAAAAUGACCCAAGAAUUGACUUUGGCGCUGGAAACUUCAAAAAAUGAGAUUGGACAGAUACUUCAGGACCUCAGCCAUGCACAGGCAGAACUCGAGAAGAGCACUGCCAGGGUGGUCGAGCAGACAAUCAGAGGGGAAGCAUUAGAAGCAUCACUGGAGACGUCCAAUACUGAGAAGCAAUCAUUGACAGAUCAACUCAGUUCACUCAGAGAUGAGUUGGGAAUGAUUAACGAUCUUUUGAAUGAGCAAAGACUCUCAAACAAGGAAAUGUCCACUUUGAGAGAAUCAGAGCGAUUGGAUGCCCAGUCCGUACAACGAGAGUGUCAAAAGCUCACCAAAUUGGUUCAAAAAACGGAAGCGACUGUCGAAAGUGUAACUUUGGCGAACCAACAACUUCAAUUGGUGGUGGAUACUCAAGUCAAUGAACUGCAUGAGAAAGAGGAGAGAAUUGUCCAGUUCACUGAAGAGUUGGGUGGACUAAGGACAAUGAUCGACGACCAGAAAUUGACAAUAAAUGAGAUGAGGAGUAAUUGUAAUGGGAAGGAAAGGACCAUCGACGAGUUGAGCACACACAUAAACACACUCAACAGAGAUGUGGAAUUGGCCAACAGUCAAUUAUCUCAACUACAACAUGCCAAUAAAGAUUUGUUGACUCAGUUGGCCCAUUGCAAGGAAAGACUGAGUCGUGCGAAUGAACAGGUCGGAGAUCUACAAAGAGAGGGACACGCAACUGGUCUCCAAAUUGACGACCUCCGAGCUAUAAACGACAGUCAAAGAAUAGAAAUGGGACACAAAGACCAGGAAAUAUCAAUUUUGAGAUCGACGAGUAAAGGAACAACCAACGAAUGUGUUUCACUCCAAAUGGCCUUAAAAGAAAGGGAGAAGAUUAUCGAGGAAUUGCGGACUCGUGAAAAUGCAAUCAGUGAGGAACUGUCUCAACUCAAAAAUUGGAAUGCUAAGGAAAUAACCCGACUGAGGGAGACGGUGACUGACGGAAUGGUUGAAAGGGACAGUCUCCAGCACGAGAUAGACCGUCUCCGGGCGGAAAGCGCAGCAGAGAGUGCAGUCAUGACAAAAAGAGAGGAAAAGUUGGAGGAGAUGGAAGAGAUCAUUGCGGGAUUGCAGAACAGCAGGGCAGAAGUGGAGAGUGUGCGGGAUGAACUGAGGAUAUGUCAGCAGCAGUUGAGGGAGUCUCGCCAAAUGGGGGAACAGGACGCAAAGACAAUUGUCGAGUUGAAGAACGACGUGGAGAGAUGUGUGGAGGACAAUAAUUCGCUGUUGCUGGAAGUGGACACACUCAAACGUCGAAUUGAGAUGGAACACAACGAAAAAAGAGACGCAAAGUUGGUGGUGAAAACACAGCAGAAGAACUAUGUCCGUGUGGAUAACGAGCUGAGAAUGUCUCGCGAGGAGUUGGCCAAAUACGAUCGACGGAUUGAACAAAUGAGGGAGGAGAAAGACUCGGAGAUAACCAAGUUGAGAGAAAGUGAGUCAGAGACUGCCCUGGUGGUGGCUCAGUUGAGGGAGAUGACACAAAAACUGGAAGCAGAGAAGAGAGAAGCAGUCCUUCUGGCCAGUCGACACAAGGAGGAGUACAACUCUGUCCUCAGAAAGAACACAAGUAUUGAGGCAGACCUGGAGAAAGUGAAGACUCGGCAUAAUCACCUCAACCAACUCAAGCAGAAGGAGGACGAACUAGCUCUGAGGGACCAGAAGAUAGAGCAAAUGGAGAGAGGACUGCAACCGGAAAGGACUCGUCACCCCGUCUGGGAAAGCAACAUCGUUUUACCCCAAACAAGAUUUCUGGACUGGCGAGUGAGUGCACAAAACAGUCGGGAUGAAAUCCAGUCGUGUGUGGCCUACCUUCAACAGAAACGCCCUCAGUUCUACGACAAGAAAAUAGCAGAGAGAAACGCCAAGGAAAAUAUGGACAAAGUCAAAGCCGCGGCCGAAGAGGCAGCUCGAACAAAGAGAGAAGCACAAAUGCAAGAAAAGACAAUCGUGGACGAGGCAAAGGAAAGGUAA
Messenger RNA from Octopus sinensis (East Asian common octopus), 2796 nucleotides. RefSeq names its product spindle pole body component 110-like. The transcript has 6 exons. The coding region runs from base 1 to 2796 and encodes 931 amino acids. Lineage: Eukaryota; Metazoa; Mollusca; Cephalopoda; Octopoda; Octopodidae. The record is from RefSeq and is a predicted model, not a curated record.